AUGAGCCCUGUUACUUCGAGCUGGCUGCUGGCGGGUGCGAUCCUGGUCCUGGUGCUGGGGGACCCCACAGACACCUGCAGCUGCGCCCCCCAGCACCCCCAGAUGGCGUUCUGCCAGGCCGACGUCAUGAUUCGGGGCAAGUUCAUGGGGGUCACUCCGCUGAGCCCCACCAGCAGCAGCACCCAGGAGUUCGAGUCAUGGAUUCGCUACGAGAUCAACAUCACCAAGACCUACAAGGGGCUCGAGUCACGGGGGGACGUGCUCUUCAUAGACUCCUGGGACCAGGAGCACUUCUGUGGGUACCAGCACCCGGCGCCCCUGAAUGGGGAGGAGGAGUAUCUCCCCCCAGCCGAGCGGCAGGACAAGCGCCUGAUUAUCUCGUUUUGUUCCUUUGUGCGCCCCUGGGGGCACCUCCCCCCAAGCCAGCGCCGUGGGGUCAGUCAGGCCUACGGAGGGGGCUGUGCCUGUGACGUGGUGCCGUGUCACUCCCCGCCGUGCGAGCUGUCGGGCGAUGCCCAGUGCCUCUGGACCGAUGGGCUGCAGGACUGGCGCUGGCAGGGGCCCCAGGACCAGACCCAGGCCUGCCUGCCCUGCCCCAGCCAGGGGGGCCCCCCCAGCGCCGGCCCUUUCUGCGCCUGGGAGCCCCUUGAGGACAGCUUUGACGAGGCCACAGCCAACUCCCCCGGGCAGUGA
Messenger RNA from Gopherus evgoodei (Goodes thornscrub tortoise), 693 nucleotides. Its product is annotated as metalloproteinase inhibitor 1-like. Gene Ontology annotation, molecular function: protease binding; metalloendopeptidase inhibitor activity. The record is from RefSeq and is a predicted model, not a curated record. The coding region runs from base 1 to 693 and encodes 230 amino acids. The transcript is spliced from 5 exons. Gene Ontology annotation, biological process: negative regulation of endopeptidase activity; negative regulation of membrane protein ectodomain proteolysis. Gene Ontology annotation, cellular component: extracellular matrix. Lineage: Eukaryota; Metazoa; Chordata; Testudines; Testudinidae.